CUCCUCUUCUCCUCCUCCUCUCUCCUCUUCUCCUCUCCCCAGUGCCACUGAGUGAGGAUCCGCUGCCGCAGCUUUUUCGGUCCCGGGAACCAUGGCUUCUGGAGUAACUGUGAAUGAUGAAGUAAUCAAAGUUUUUAAUGAUAUGAAAGUAAGGAAAUCUUCUACACAAGAGGAGAUCAAAAAAAGAAAGAAAGCUGUUCUCUUCUGUUUAAGUGAUGACAAAAAACAAAUAAUUGUAGAGGAAGCAAAGCAGAUCUUGGUGGGUGACAUUGGUGAUACAGUAGAGGACCCCUACACAUCUUUUGUGAAGUUGCUACCUCUGAAUGAUUGCCGAUAUGCUUUGUAUGAUGCCACAUACGAGACAAAAGAGUCUAAGAAAGAAGACCUAGUAUUUAUAUUCUGGGCUCCUGAAUGUGCACCUUUAAAAAGCAAGAUGAUUUAUGCUAGUUCUAAAGAUGCCAUUAAAAAGAAAUUUACAGGUAUUAAACACGAGUGGCAAGUAAAUGGCUUGGAUGAUAUUAAGGAUCGUUCAACGCUUGGAGAGAAAUUGGGAGGCAAUGUAGUAGUUUCACUUGAAGGAAGACCUUUAUAAAAUGACAGUGAAGUGCCAUCCGGAAAUAGCUUCCAUUUCUGCAGCUCCAUCAUUUGGAAUAGUGUUAGGUUUUUGCCCCCUACCAGACCUUCCCAGAAAACAUAAAGAAGAUGUCAUUAAUUUAAGCAGCCUACCAGUGAUUGCCAUUAGACUGUUUCAUCCUGGUAGUUUUAUGUAGAACCCAAGGAAUGCCUUCACAUCACAUUUUAGCCAAAACAAAUUGGCAUUAUAUGCAUCCCUUGCAGAGAACUAAGAUGAAAAUGAUAAUAUGAAUAGCUUAGAAACUGCAAAGGGUUAGCUAAUUGAAUGCCUUGAAAGUAUGAUCCACUGGUCAGAUGCUAAACUUCAUUUCAGUAUUACUUAGAGUUGCACUUGAUUGCAGUUCCUCAAGUUCUUGUGCUUUGUACACCUAACCUGCCUUUAACACCUAUUAUGACAUGGCAGCAUAUAUAUGCAUAUAUAUAUAUAUAUAUACACAUACAUAUAUGUAUAUGUGUAACUAUGCAUUGAAAGCACUUUUAUAAGUUUGUUCCCCUCAAAAAGGAAUGCCAAUUAAGUUGUCAUAACUGUCAUCAAAUUAUUGUAGUACCUCAGUGUUCAUUCCUGUUAUCUACAUAUCUUCCUAAAUGAAGUAGUUAAUGCCUUUUUAUUUUCCAUUGAAUGUACACUACAGAACAGGAGUAGGAGUUAAGUGUUUACCAUGUGAGUCUUGCAGCUCUAAAGAUAUUUUGAAUAAUGUAGUUAUAAUGGCAAUUUCUGUAUGAAAAAGAGCCUUAAAUGGAACAUUGUUUUUGAGAUCAAACUCCCCACCCCCACAAAAUUGGCCACGUUGCAAUAAAACUUGUGGCUUAUUACAGAACGUUGCCUUGUUUUCCUUGGAAAUAUAGUUAAGUAUGCUUCAACUAAGCAUAUUUUGAAAAAUGCUACAUGCAAAGUAUUGUGAAGGUAAACAGUUGUUAAUUUUAGCACUUUCAAUUUCAGAUUCUGUAUAGAUGUCAUGGUUUUCAUGACAACUAUGUAGGUUUUGGUUUGAUUGGAAAUUGUUUUUAGCAUAUAGCUACAAAAUUAACAUACCUCUGUUAUGCAGCAAUAAUUUUAUGAUGCUUAUUUUAAAUUUGAAAAUCAGAAAUUACUUUUUCACUUUUACAUGAAUUCUUUGAUUUUUGAUAAAAUACAGCAGCUACAUGUUUCAUAUAUUCACAUUUCAAAACAGUUGUAAAGUAAUAGUAAGUCUUUGUUGUACUAGACAAAGCUUAUGGAACAGUGUUUCUCCAAAGAGUGUAGUGAUACUCUUUAGAUACAGGGAUUCUUUAACAAAUUCAUUAAAUUCUGCAAAAUAAAUGGAAAAGAUUUUGAUACUCAAAGUUUUAACAUUAGGAGAAUGGGAUUUGGUAGAGUUUCAAAGGCUACUCUUUAUAGAGAAUUUGAUCUGCCCUGUGUGAGCAGUUCACUGUUAGUCAGAGCUAUUUAUGGCAAACACAUGCUUUUGUAUCUUGUCAUAGUUAUUCACAAAUGGCAAAACUGGACAUGAUUCUACUGGUAUGCAAAAAGUUAUGCUAAUUGUGGGUUGAAACAUAGCUAUAAAGAAUACUUUUUCUGAGGAAGAGUAAAAAAUACAAACAUUUUUAUUAUAAAUAUGUAUAAACUCUAAUGAUGUUUGAAUUCCAUAUUUUGGAAUUUUUUUUCAGAAGGAAACUAUAAGUUAAUUCUCAGACAAGAAGACAUCAAUUUUAAAUUGUAUGAAUGACUUGGGAUCUUUUGUACAGAGAUUUUAUUUCAGGCUUCCAGCUGUUCCUGUGAAUUUCCCUGGUCAUUUUUAAUGCAUUUUUGCCAAGUCCAAACUUUCCUAAGCAAAGCCUUUGAAUACUGAUAUGCUUAAAUCAUAUAUUAUUACAAUGAAGUUUUUCUUUCAACUGUUGGCCCUUUCUGCUUUGAAAUAAGAGACAAAUUAUUUUUGUAGCAAUAUUUAACUUCACGUCUGGUUCUUAAAAUUGACCUAUAGCACUUGGAUUAUUGUAAGGAAUUGAUCAUUUCAGUUUAUUUUGCUUUUUGCUGUUACAUGAUUGCUUUGUUACAAACCAAGAAAACUGACAUGUUUAAAACAGUAAUUUUAAACUCAUUUCACUCAUGAAAUGUCUUUGUACAUGAUAUGUGAUAUAAGCAAGUAAAAUGUGCUUAUGUAAGGUUCAGAGUAUUAAAAAUACCUUAAACAGCUAACAGGUCAAAGAAGCAUAGUCUCUUUAAUCUCUUUUGAGGGAUUAGUGUGAAAUCUGAGUUAGAACAGAUAUUUUAUUUUUGAAAAAGUGAUUGUUGUAGAAGUUGUUUGAUAAAUUGAUAAGUUCAUAAAUGAACUGGAAUAGAAGACUGCAGGCCAUCUAGACCAAACCUCUAAUUUUAUAAUUGAGAAAAUUGAGUCCUAGGGAAGUUGUGACUUGUCCAAGGUCACACAGGUGGUAUCUGAUGUAGGAUUUGAAUCUUAUCCUCUUAGACUCCCCCAAACCAAUGCUUUUUCUACUGUACCAUGCUCUCAGCAUUAUCAAGCAAAUACAACUUGGCACUUGUCCCAAA
Messenger RNA from Gracilinanus agilis (Agile Gracile Mouse Opossum), 3160 nucleotides. It is a transcript of the gene CFL2, whose product is annotated as cofilin 2. The record is from RefSeq and is a predicted model, not a curated record. NCBI's taxonomy places the organism in Eukaryota, Metazoa, Chordata, Mammalia, Didelphimorphia, Didelphidae. The coding region runs from base 92 to 592 and encodes 166 amino acids. Gene Ontology annotation, biological process: cell motility; actin filament severing; actin filament fragmentation. Gene Ontology annotation, cellular component: actin cortical patch; cytoplasm; actin cytoskeleton. Gene Ontology annotation, molecular function: actin filament binding. The transcript is spliced from 4 exons.